AUGCUGUUCGUCUUGGCUCUGGUGGCUGGUGCCGCUGCACUCAAUGUUCUUCAUUUGGCGGAUUUUCACUUAGACGUUGACUAUUCUGUAACGGGAGACAACCAGCACAUGUGUCAUGACACCGGCAAUGUCACCAAGAGCCGCCUGGGGCCUUUUGGAGAUUACAUCCCAUCUGUCGUACAUGCUUUGGAUGAGGCGAAACGACUAAUCCCCAAUCCGGACCUGAUUAUUUGGACUGGCGACAAUGUUCCCCAUGUGGAUGGGUACGAUUGGAAGUGUAAGUACUUUUGA
Cooperia oncophora is the source of this 291-nucleotide messenger RNA. Lineage: Eukaryota; Metazoa; Nematoda; Chromadorea; Rhabditida; Trichostrongylidae. The record is from the annotation of a GenBank genome assembly.